Molecule: messenger RNA, 1560 nt
Organism: Paramuricea clavata
Lineage: Eukaryota; Metazoa; Cnidaria; Anthozoa; Malacalcyonacea; Plexauridae
Source: the annotation of a GenBank genome assembly
AAAGAAAAUAUAAACAGAAUGUUGUGAAUUUUCGUUUUAUUUUCAUCAAAAAUAAUGGUUAUCCUGCGUGCAAAAUGCAUUGUGGCUGGUACGUUUGUAUUAUUUUUAUUAGUAGUGCUCAAAUUUGUGAAAUAUUUUGACAAAUUCACUUGUAAAACGAAAUGUUUAUGUUACUGUAGCAACAAUAUAGACGAUGUAUGAUUUCGGUGUUCCUCGAUUUUGUACUGUAUAUACUGUAAAACUAUUGGAAAUCAAUUUAUAUUUACUCAUGGAUAUGAAAAUUAUGCAUGUAUCUAUUGUAUAACACACCUUCCUCACAAUAGGUGCACAUAUGUAAAACAAAUUGUAAAACAUUAUAUGUCCACAAUUUCAAAUAAUGAAUACUAUACUAGAAUACUAGAUUUAAUACUAGUCACUAGUGCAGUGUACUGUUCUUAAAUAACUAAAUGUUCAAAUAACAUUGAUUCACAAUGUAGGUGAAGCAAGUGUAGGAAAGAGUGCACUUGUGCAGACAUUUGGCAGCGAUGGAUCACAAUUUCCCAAAAAUUAUAGCAUGGUGAGCUACAACUUUAGGCCACUACAAGUUAAUCUUAAGUUUCUGGUCCGCCGCCCGCAUCAUUUCUCCGUAGAGUAUUAUUUCAGGACUAUUUUGUUUUUUCAAGUUCUUGAAAAUUUUCGCGAAGGAUUUAACUUAUAGAACGAUAAAUAUUCAAUUUACACUAAAAAGACCUAGCAAAAUGAAGUAUUGAAGGGUAAAAACCGAUGCCUUAUAAGUCUGCGUUCUCAUUUGGCCACCAUGCUGAGAUUACGAGCCGUACGAGGUAAAAAAAACUAUAAAUAAUCAUUUUGAUAUGUAAAAUCCUUUGUAAUCUGUCGUGCAUGUCUAUUUUUAAAUAAUGUAAAUUAUGUUUAUAAUAUUUUGAUACAAUUAGCAUGAAAAAGACAAAAAGGACCACAAAAAUGUGGGCAAAUCCACAAUUGUAAUUAUGUCCUAUAGUCCUAACCACACGCCCGCCCGCGUCGUAAACGGAGGUAAGGCCGGACCAGAAACUAAAGAUUAACUUGUAGUGGCCUUAUUAUAAAACCUGUCUUCAAAUUACGUUUACACUUGUCUGCCAGGGUGCAUUUUAAGUGCAAUAUGCCGAAGAUCUUCGACGCAAGUUUGGCAAAUUACAAUACUAUCUAUAGUUAAUAUUGGCGUAUCUUCGGUGUUACAUGGAAUGCACCCUGGCUUGUCUUUACCAGUGUGGCAAGUUUGUAUCAUCCAAAUGAUAUAUACUCAUGUCAUGAUGUCUAUAUAUAUUUGUAUUAUUUUUCUCAGACUGCUGGAGUUGACUUGCAUACAAAAGUUGUGAACAUUCCAGAGACAAAUGAUAGCGUGGUAAGAUUUGCAAGUCAACAUUAUCUAGUAACCAGUUAUGUUUUCAACUGGCAUGUGAUUUAUUAUAUUUGCAGUUUUUUUACCUACCGUUUUUUCAGGAAUUUUAUCUUUACGAUUCUGCUGGACAAGAGAUAUUCACUGACUUGGUAGAACAAUCUGUAAGUCUGUAUUGGGGAUAA